AUGUCCUUUGAUAGAGUAAUUCAAGACUCUGACGAUGAGGACGAUCCUUUGUCGGAGAUGCCGCCCCCAGUCAAGCGCGCCACGGAGCAACCAAAGAAUCAUAUUGAUAAUAUCACCACUUGCAAUGAGCAAUCUGGAAUUGCAACACCAGGCCGAGAAGCGCACGAUAUAGAUCAUGGAAAUCAGCUUGCUGUUGACUUCGAUGCAUUCAUACAGUCUCAGGAAACGGCGCCAAAUAGCUUCUCUGCCUCUCAGCAACGGAGGGAGGAGAGGUGGAUUCCCUCUGACGCUGGGGCGGGGUCAAUUGGUUCAGUAAUGACGUUAAUUGGACUUGCGCAGCAACGACUUUUCGACGACGAUGAUGCUCAACAUGCAGUUAUCCGCGAGCUCCAGACAGCUGCUUGCGGCAACCAGCCGGACAAUGGCCCAGCGACUGACGGGUCUCCAGUUCUUCUGAACAUGGCAGUGUUGAAUUACGAUGAUUACAAUCAACACGAGGAGGGUCCUGGUGCUGUGCAGCCUAAUGCAUUCGUUACUCCCACAUCGCAAGACAUGGCGCUCCUCAAUGGCAAAAACCACGGCCACGGUUACUCCAACAAUGACAUUACCGGAUUUUACGGCGAUCAUAUACGACAUGUCGGGCCGCAGAAUGGUUUGUCAACUCAUGACUUGGCACAAUCCUCAACGUCAUACAAUUUCUUUGAAUCAUCCCUGAAUCCACCAGCGCAAUUGAAUGACGAUCUUCAGAGCCACCUGAGAUCCAGCGACACAGUGCAGACGGAAGCCGUUCAUAAAACCCCUGGAAGGUCUCAUUCCAUGCAAGCCACCUCUUACUCUCCCCACGACACCGAGCCAAUCUCGUCACUAGUGACGCCGAAAGUCAGUAGAGCCCAAAGCGACAGCACUUGCCGAUAUGCUCCAUCACAGUCGCCAAGAAGCGCAUGCGAUGAGCUCGCAGCCCCUGUUGCAAUUGAGAUACCGGUGGUGAAAAAGAAGCGCGGACGCAAGAGAAAGCAAGACAUGCCAGAAGAUGACGAAGAUGAUGAGCUUGCUCUCUCAAAUGAUCAAGGCAUUUCUGAGAAUGGCGAACCAGUCAAGAGAAAGCCUGGUCGGCCCCCGAAGAUUGUAGGGACGUUGAACGAAACUGACGACGCCGGGCUGGCCAACAAUCAGCCACAAGACCAGAUUGUUCUUAAGUCGGAAGAGAUUCAGGAGCUUGGUGAUAACCGGCUACCUCCCAAUGCAAUUGCAUCAGACCCUAUAGCCAACAGGACAACACAUGUGCUAGAAAAAGACGACUUUCGAAUUGAAGUUGCCAAUAAAUCAGGAGUAAAUCGGACAGAAGUCUCGAACGACACGCCUAUCGAAAUAAAUCCCCCGCCGGCGAAGCCCUCAAAAAAGGCGAGAGAAUCCAAGAAGAAAAAAUUGAAGCGUGGAAAGACGACCUCAGUGAUAUUGAAGAAAACCUACGAAUCAGAUGUCGAAGACGACGUGAUCUGGAUUGAUGAAAGACCCUCAAACCAUUUCCUACAAGAUGAACAGACCGCUCAGAAACCCAGCAAUUACCCAACGUCUGUCGAUUUAAACAAUACAGAACCGUUUCAAAUCCAGAUACCAAGAUCUUUCUCACCCUCUAUGUCUGAAGUAACCGAACCCAAAACUUCGCUCGAGACAUGGAAAGACCAACCAAAACCUGCCCUUCUUCGCGGACGGAAGAGGAAGAAGACUUCUGAGCUACAAACCAGCGAAGAGUCUCCCUCCGAGAAUGCCAAUGAACUUACAGGCAGCCGAGAAGACAAUCAAGCACCACCACCGCAGCGAUCAGACAUUGGCGUGUCCGUCAUGCUUGAGCGGCCCUCGAACCAAGACAUCAAUGAGCAGAAGACUGAAACCUUGAAUGAUGCUUCUCCUUCAGGAAAAGAAGCAACACCACAUCUAGAGUCACUCUUGCCCUCCAAGCCCUCACCAGCCACAGAGGCAGACACACCCGAAACCCCAAAGAAACCCGAAUCAGCCUCUUACCAGCCAGACACGAGUACAUGUCCCAAGACAAAAGACACCGGAAAAGGCCCCGACAAGCACAGCCCGAUUGCAGGAACCAGCAAAGUGCCCUAUCGAGUCGGAUUAAGCCGCAAGGCGAGAAUCGCGCCUCUGCUGAAGAUCGUCCGACGAUAA
Molecule: messenger RNA, 2175 nt
Organism: Aspergillus udagawae
Lineage: Eukaryota; Fungi; Ascomycota; Eurotiomycetes; Eurotiales; Aspergillaceae
Exons: 2
Coding region: 1-2175 (724 amino acids)
Source: RefSeq, a predicted model, not a curated record